Molecule: messenger RNA, 6413 nt
Organism: Mercurialis annua (annual mercury)
Lineage: Eukaryota; Viridiplantae; Streptophyta; Magnoliopsida; Malpighiales; Euphorbiaceae
Product: mediator of RNA polymerase II transcription subunit 13
Exons: 23
Coding region: 270-6194 (1974 amino acids)
Biological process (GO): regulation of transcription by RNA polymerase II
Cellular component (GO): mediator complex
Molecular function (GO): transcription coregulator activity
Source: RefSeq, a predicted model, not a curated record
UAAGGUGUUGGCAGUUGGAACAAUUUUCUAAUCGGACAGCCAGCUGGUCCCGGUUAAUACGGUCCGACCGACCAGUCCGGUUUUAUAAACCCUGAUAAUAACCAGCAAAAGUGUUUACAUAGAGAAUAAAAAGCUCACUAACUCAAAUUUCAGUUUCCAGAAUUCAUUUUCAGCAAAUAUUCAAUUUGUAAGCUGAGUGUAAGUAAAUCACAACAACGGUGAAAGAUAUGCGUUCGAGGGUGUAGAUUGCAAGUGCGGAGCUAUUAGGGAUGUGGACAAAUGUUUUUAGACUUGCAAAUCUUAAUCAACUAUCAUGGUUCCAGUUUAUCCCCAACGAAUCGGAGUUGAACAAUUUACCAGAUAAGAGCGUAAAGUUAGAACAGAAAGAUGCUGCCACAUGGCUCGUGCUUUGGUCUCAUUCACAGUUGCAGAAAGAUGGAUUUCUCAGCUCAUGGACCAAUGCCUUCGUUGGACCUUGGGAUCCGUCUCAGGGUUUGCACAAUCCUGAUGAGAAAAUCAAACUUUGGCUUUUUCUACCCGGGUCACACUCAUCUGUUGUUGAGAGUGCUCAAGCUGCAGUUUCUAGGCUAAGGGUCAUUGCAUCUGGAGUUUGGGCGGCUCCUGGGGACUCUGAAGAAGUUGCUGCAGCCCUUUCCCAAUCUUUGAGGAAUUCUAUAGAAAAAGCACUUGCUGGACUUUCUUAUAUGAGAUUUGGAAGUGUAUUCACAAAGUAUCACCCAUCUCAAAGUGAAGCACUCGUCAGAAGACGGCCUACAGUUGAGUUCAUCUUUGCUGCCACAGAAGAGGCAAUCUUUGUGCAUGUUAUAAUAUCUGCGAAGCAUAUCCGAGCACUUUCAAGUGAUGACAUAGAAAGAGUGUUAAAGCAUUCUACGAAUACUUCUGGUUACAGACUUCCAGUGAUUGUUUCUCCUCAUGGAAUGCGUGGUUGGCUGACAGGAUAUUUUCCAAAUGAUUUUGUCAAGCAAGUUUAUCUUAGCAGUUCCGGAAAGUCGAGGACGUCGGAUGGAUCUAAAGGUUUACCAUAUCAUGUUUCUCAAGGGCCUGGAUGCUUGAUGAGGGGUCAAAGUUGCUAUGUUGAAGUGACUCUUGGUUGUCCUAGAUCAGAAAGUGAGAAGGGAUUGUUAUCGAACUUGAAUUCAUGCAGGAACUUAACUAAAUAUCAUGUUGUGGAAUCCCCAUCUGUGGGAAGAGGUGAUCAAAAGGGAUCACUGGACAGUUCAUCAACACACGAGAGAACAUUUAUUUAUCCAGCGGAAGCAGUUGUUGUUCCAGUCCUGCAAGCAUCAUAUGCUAGAUCUUCUCUGAAAAGAUUUUGGCUCCAAAAUUGGAUAGGUCCAUCAUUGCUUGGUUCAUCUUUCUUUAUGCAUUGGGGUGGUGAUAUAGAUAACAUCGAAGGAUCUUGGGUUGCAUCUACUGGAAUGCGUAUACGACAUGGCUAUGAUAGUAGUAGCAAUAGUAAUAGUAGCAGUAUUGGUUCCAUAAGCAGCAGCUCUAGUGAUAGUGACCUCAAAAUGACUGGAGAAGCUGGUGACCUUGAGGCAGAUGCAGAUUCAUUAUCAUGUAGACAGUCUGGUCUAUCAUCUAAUGAUCGCAUGGAAAUUGAUGGCUCCAAAUCGGGUUCUAAGCGUCCUCGUUCAGGGAUGCCAGAGUCAUUUGGUCAAAUGGGUUCUACGAAAAAUGUCACAAUGCAAGGUUCCUACAAGUCUGACUUUGGUUCCCUUGAUCAUGCUUCCAUCACAGGAGUUGGAAAUGAUCCAAUCGACUGUCAUUUGGAUUGGGAUGAUGAUGACAGAGGUGUAGGGAUUAAUAUCCAAGCUCUUCUGUCAGAGUUCGGUGAUUUUCACGACUUCUUUGAAAAUGACGCCUUGCCUUUUGGAGAGCCUCCUGGUACAGCAGAGUCGCAGGCUCUUAUAUUGUCUGCUCCAGAUUGCGGAGAAGUUGUUAGCAGUCCUAUCGGGGUAAUAGAUGUUGCAGAUCAAAUGCUUUUGCCUGUGGGUUUUUCAUCGUUUGAGAGCUUUAACCCACCUCCCACAGGACCCAUUGAUGAGUGCAUCAGUAAGAAUCAAGAAAGCACCCUUGAGUCUCUGACAUCAGGUCCAGUGAACAAGACUUCAUUAUGCUGUACAGGUGAGUUCGAGCAUUUGAUCAAAGCUGAAGCUCUUAUGUCCUUUGCUCCUGAGUAUGGAUCUGUUGAAACCCAUGUAAGUGAGUCGUCCUCAUCAAUUUUCAGAAGUCCGUAUUGUCCAAUGUCUCGCCAAGUUGAGAGUUCAAAUUCAAGUCUGAACAAUUACACUUAUGGUGCAACUCCACCCUCUUCUCCUUGCUAUGAUGGAUCAGACGAGAAGAAUAGCAUGUAUAUGAAUUCAAAAGCAGGUGCUGCACGGCAAGACACGAAGAAAUUUUACACUCAUAUGGAGAGUGGGAAGGAUCACGGUCAUAGAAAAUCAUUGGCCCGACCUAGCAGCCUUGCUAUUUCUGAUGGGAUAGUGCGAUCUCCAAUCUCCACCUUCAAUUCUACUACUGCAGUUAAAUCUGUGCCAAAGAAAAUUGCUGAAUCUGACGCAGGAUCAGAAAACUUCCUACAUACUUCGAAGACUGUUUUGGCAACUGAAGUUGAAUCUCUCAUGUUUCAAGCUUCCAUGUGCAGGGUAAGGCACACACUGGUGUCUUCGUCUAAUCACAUACCUACAAGCUUAAGUAGGUUAAGCAGCAGCUCUGUUUUGAGUGACCUUCCGGGUGAGGGAAGUACCAUGACAGACAAUCUAUCUAGCAGGUAUGAGGUGAGGAAGAAAGAAUCUAUACCUGUUAGAAUUGCUGGUGAUAUUGAUGUGGGAGUGCUAGAUGGUAACGUCCAUGCCCCUGUUGGUGUUUGGCGCUCUGUUCCAGUUCCUAAAGUAAACAAACCUAGUAAUUCACCUAGUAUUGAAGCUGGUCCAUCCUUACCCCAUCAUCCAUUGAAUGAUGAAAGAAUGCUUUCGUAUAAACAUAGACAGCCACUACAGGAGUUACUUGAUGGAAUGGCAUUACUUGUGCAGCAAGCCACUUCUUUUGUUGAUGUGGCUCUGGAUGCAGAUUGUGGAGAUGGUCCUUUUGGUUGGCUUGCAUUACAAGAGCAUUGGAGGCGCGGAUUUUCUUGUGGGCCUUUCAUGGUCCAUGCAGGCUGUGGUGGGUCUUUGGCUUCCUGCCAUUCCUUGGACAUUGCCGGCAUGCAGUUAGUGGAUCCGCUUUCUUCUGAUAUUCACGCGUCCUCUGUGGUUAGCUUGCUUCAAACUGAAAUUAAGACAGCCUUAAAAUCUGCCUUUGGGAACUUGGAUGGCCCGUUAUCUGUCACUGAUUGGUGCAGAGGCCGCAGUCAGUCAGGUGAUGGAGUUUCCACAGUCGAUGGAUCUUAUGCUGAGUCUACCUUGAGCGACUGCAAGGAUUCUUCAAGCACUGUAUGUUUAUCUGCUGGAGAACCAAUAAACCCAGCCCAGUCUUCUGCUGGUGCAUGUGCAUCUUCUUACCUUAAAGCUGAUGGAACAAAGACAGACGACUCUACACAAAGGAGACUGAGCCAAGAAAUAGAGUCAGAACAGCAAUUAUGUUCCCGAAAGCCAACAGUCUUGGUUAUCCCAUCCCCUGCUAUACUUGUUGGGUAUCAGGAUGAUUGGCUUAAGACAUCUACAAGCUCUCUACAACUCUGGGAAAAGGCUCCUUUUGAACCAUAUGCUUCACCAAAACCUAUUACUUAUUGUGUUAUAUGUCCAGACAUUGACCCCCUGACUUCUGCUGCUGCUGAUUUUUUUCAACAACUUGGUACUGUUUACGAGGCUUGCAAAUUGGGAACUCAUCAACCUCAGAGUUUAGGGAAUCAAAUGGACAUAGACACAGGGAAACAUUCAUAUUCUGGUUUUGUGCUGCUCGACUGCCCACAAUCAAUGAAAAUAGAAAGCAGUAAUACAUCUCUUGUUGGUUCAAUAAGUGAUUAUUUUCUUUCUCUGUCCAAUGGCUGGGACAUGACAAGCUAUCUCAAGUCUCUUUCAAAGGCUGUUAAAGCCUUAAAAAUUGGUCCAUGUUUAUCAGCUAAUCCAAAAGAAGGAAAUGCUGGCCCUUGUAUGGUUAUCUAUGUGGUGUGCCCCUUUCCUGAGCCUGUUGCAGUUCUACAAACUGUCAUUGAAUCUUGUGUUGCUGUUGGAUCGACAUUUCUCUCAUCAGAUAGAGAGAGGAGGCCACCCUUGCUGAGUCAGGUCAGUAAGGCUUUGAGUUGCUCAGCAGUUGUGGAUGAAGCUUCGACAUCAAAUGUUCUUGUAGUUGCUGGGUUUAAUGUUCCCAAACUAGUAUUGCAAGUUGUGACAGUUGAUGCCAUUUUCAGAGUUGCAAGUCCUGCUCUUAAUGAGCUUGUCAUUCUUAAAGAAACUGCUUUCACUGUAUACAACAAGGCUAGGCGAAUUUCAAAAGGUCCUUUAAAUGAUGUACCAUCAUCAACAUCAUCUGGAAGAUCUCAUUUGGUAAUGCCACAAAUGAAUUCUAUUCAAUCUAUGUGGAAGGAUUGUGUUGGUCCUCGGCUUGGAGGGCCUACACUUCCAAGAGAGGGUGAAUAUGAUGCUGGUUUGAGACCAGGUACUUGGGAUAACUCCUGGCAGACGACAAGGGUUGGAGGGUUGAACUGUGAUCCAAGCAGAAAUGGGGAUCUUUUUUUUCAAGAUGAAUUUCGCUACCUGUUUGAGCCACUAUUUAUUCUUUCGGAACCUGGUUCUCUAGAGCAGGCAGCUGCACCUGCAAAUUUUGGCAAUUCAACUGCUGAAUCUUCGAAGGCUUUAUCUGACGAUAGCAGUGGAGGUUUCAUGCAAAGUUCAGCAGUGACUGCUGAUACUGGUUCUAGCUCUCAACUUGAUGGAUCUGAGCCAGAUGGACAUGGAGGGGGUUAUCAAAAGGCUCUUCCAAGUCUACAUUGUUGCUAUGGGUGGACAGAGGAUUGGCGGUGGUUAGUGUGCAUCUGGACGGAUGCUAGGGGAGAGUUGCUUGAUAGCCAUAUAUUCCCUUUUGGAGGAAUCAGCAGCCGACAGGACACUAAGGGCUUGCAAUGCCUCUUUGUGCAAGUUCUGCAGCAAGGAUGUCAGAUACUUCAGGCUUGCUCCUCUCCUGAUAUUGGUGCUGCAAAGCCCAGAGAUUUUGUGAUUACACGCAUUGGAUAUUUCUUUGAACUUGAGUACCUAGAAUGGCAGAAAGCUGUUUAUUCAGUUGGAGGUUCUGAGAUGAAGAAAUGGCCAUUGCAACUGCGCCGCUCUGUGCCAGAUGGGAUGUCUGCAAGCAGCAAUGGAGCUACCAUGCAGCAACAGGAAAUGAGUUUAAUUCAAGAGAGAACGCUUCCUUCCUCACACAGUCCACUGUAUAGUUCUCACUCAAAAGGCUCGGGUUUUAUGAAGGGUGGUCUAGGACAAUCUUCUGUAAGAAAACAAAUUAUAGGUGGACAUACCGUGGUUGAUAACUCAAGGGGAAUGCUACAGUGGGUGCAGAGCAUCAGUUUUGCUUCAAUUUCAGUUGACCACUCUUUGAAUCUGGUUUUUCAAGCGGAUUCACCAUUUGCUGGGGGAAUGCAGGGUGGCAGUGGUAUUAAUGCAUCAAACUAUUUGGAAGGUUUCACUCCUGUAAAGUCUCUGGGUUCCUCUUGUGCAUCUUACCUCUUAAUACCAUCACCCAGCAUGCGCUUCCUUCCGCCAACACCUAAUCAGCUUCCAACUUGUCUGACUGCUGAAUCACCACCACUUGCGCAUCUCCUUCAUAGUAAGGGCUCUGCGAUUCCUCUCUCCACUGCUUUUGUGGUAUCCAAAGCUGUUCCUUGUAUGAGGAAAGACUAUAGAAACAACUCACAGGAAGAAUGGCCUGCAGUUCUUUCUGUCAGUCUUAUCGACUAUUACGGCGGCGCCCAAGAAAAAAAUUCUAAUAGAGGAAUUGGGAAACAAGGUGUGCGAAGUUCAAGCUCGGAUGUUAUGGAUUGUGAAAUUGAGAUACACUUAAUUCUGGAGUCUAUAGCAGCAGAGCUUCAUGCCUUGUCGUGGAUGACGGUGAGUCCAGCAUAUUUGGAGCGACGAACUGCACUCCCGUUCCACUGUGACAUGGUUUUAAGGCUGAGAAGGCUGCUUCAUUUUGCUGAUAAGGAGCUUUCGUCACAGCCUGAUAAGUCACAGAUUUAAGUAAAGCUUCGUAUUAUCAGGCCCGUCUUUUUUUAUGCUUUAGUGUAGAAUAUAAUCUAUUAUUUGUAAAUGUAAGAGUAGGCUACUUUUGGAAUUCCCAGAAAGAAAUAGGUAGAUCUAACAGAAAUUGUAUAUGAAUAGGACAGUUGGUUACAAUAGAUUAAAUUAAUGUGACCUUGUUAGAGUUCAGUGUUGUAUUCUUAUGGUUGAUUUUUGUGA